Ilex paraguariensis (yerba mate) is the source of this 1922-nucleotide messenger RNA. NCBI's taxonomy places the organism in Eukaryota, Viridiplantae, Streptophyta, Magnoliopsida, Aquifoliales, Aquifoliaceae. The record is from the annotation of a GenBank genome assembly.
AUCCAUAUAUUAGUCAACACCCCCCCCGCUUCCCUUUUUCCCCCUUCACCGAAACCCACAUACACCAAAUAAGGAAAAUCUUCUCUUCUCCGCUUUUUAGCUGUUCUGUCGUCUGCAAACCCUAAUUUUGCUAACUAGGACGUUUUUAGCAUCAGUCAGAUUGGGGUAAUAGUGUGAAAUGGCAUCUGUGUCCACUCAACCACAAUUCCGGUACACACAACCUCCAUCGAAGGUCCUCCAUUUGAGAAACUUGCCAUGGGAGUGCACGGAGGAGGAACUGAUUGAACUGGGGAAGCCAUUCGGUAAAGUUGUCAAUACGAAGUGUAAUGUUGGAGCAAACCGAAAUCAAGCUUUUAUUGAAUUUGCAGAAUUAAAUCAGGCCAUCGCAAUGAUAUCAUAUUAUGCCUCAUCCUCAGAACCGGCUCAGGUGCGAGGGAAAACUGUGUACCUACAGUAUUCCAACAGGCAAGAAAUAGUGAACAACAAAACUACUGCUGAUGUUGCUGGAAAUGUGCUCUUGGUAACAAUUGAGGGUGCUGAUGCACGCCUUGUUAGCAUUGAUGUUUUACAUUUGGUGUUUUCAGCUUUUGGCUUUGUACAUAAGAUUACUACAUUUGAGAAGACAGCUGGAUUUCAGGCUUUAGUGCAAUUUUCUGAUUCAGAAACUGCCUCAUCAGCGAAGGAUGCCCUUGAUGGAAGAAGCAUUCCAAGGUAUUUGAUUCCCGAGCUGGGACCAUGUAGCCUUCGGAUCACAUAUUCCGCGCACACAGAUUUGAGUGUGAAAUUUCAGAGCCAUCGUAGCAGGGACUACACUAAUCCUCAUCUUCCUGUCGCUCCCUCAGCCAUAGAUGCAAGUGGUCAGAUCAAUUUGGGUUUAGAUGGCAAGAAACUAGAGCCGGAGAGUAAUGUUCUUCUGGCUUCUAUUGAGAACAUGCAAUAUGCAGUUACCUUGGAUGUUAUACACAUGGUUUUCUCUGCUUUUGGGCCUGUACUAAAGAUUGCCAUGUUUGAUAAAAAUGGGGGAGUUCAGGCUUUGAUUCAGUACCAUGAUGUGCAGACUGCUGUUGUUGCGAAGGAAUCCUUGGAGGGACACUGCAUAUACGAUGGCGGAUAUUGCAAACUUCACAUUUCAUAUUCACGCCACACCGAUCUGAGUAUAAAGGUUAACAAUGACAGAAGCAGAGAUUAUACAAUGCCUACUGGUCCUAUGUUGAACUCUCAACCUUCAAUUCUUGGGCAGCAACCACCCUCAAUGGCAGGUCCAAGCUCUCUGCAGUACAAUGGAGCUCAGUAUACUCCAAAUCCUGAUGGGCUUGCGCUGCCUCACCCUUCAGCAGGUUGGGGCUCACCCACCACAGCACUUUCUCAAUCCAUGCCCAUGCAGAUGCAUAAUCACCCUUACAUGCCACAUGCAAGUAUGCGCCCUGAAAUGGGCUCUGGGAUGAUGCCAUUGCAUAUGCAGAAUGGCCUACCACAUUCAGCAGGAAUACCCCCGUAUCAUCCACAAUAGCAUUACCGCUGAUAUUUUUGUCCCUGAGAUUGUAGAUGUUUCAGGGAUAAGCAGGCUACAACAGAAGGGUAUAGCGUGCAACCUGUAAUAUGAACAUCCUUCGGCCAAACUUGCGUAUGUUGAAUCUCACAUUUCAAGUUUGAAUUGCUCUUUUUUCCCCCUAGUUCUGUGGGUGGAUGUCUUCACAUUGUCUGUAGGCUUUGAAAACUGCCCCCUUAAUUCUACUACUGUAUAUUAUCUGAAUACUUGCCAGCUUGCUUUUUGGGCUGAACACGCUGGCUGAUCGGGCAUUGUCUAAGUGUCCUUUUAGCUUUUCCAUUGCACUUAUUGUGAUUGAUGAGAAUUAAUUUCCCUUUUGAUCAAGAGGCUUCAAGCAAAGCAAAAUUAGAAAUCAGAUCAUCCUAAUUGCUAC